UCUAAUCAAGUAAGAUACAUAAAUUAGUUGUAUUUCUUUGUUAGUAAGAAAAAGAAAAUAUAUUGCGGUUUAUCAUCUUUACUCAUUAAAUUAUCGUGUGGCAUCUUACAUCACGAUCUAACGUUUUCAUGUCCAGUAGUGAAACCAGUAGCAUUGAUACAAAUGAGACUGUUGACGGAGAUUUGGAAUUUGGAAAUGAUUGUGAUCUAAGUAACCAACAGAAUAUUUCGCUCAAAAGUUCUGAAAAAAGUCGUUCGCUAAAAGAACAGGUUCUAUUUUCAGUGGCUGAAAAUAGUGCAGGCAGGUAUUUUAAUGGAUCUCAUGACUUAGUCAAAAAUUCGAAUCAGGAUCUAAGCUCUCAUGAGGCAAUAAUUAUGACAUCAAAUCAAGCAAAUAGUAGCACUGCAAUGGGUGGGGGUGAUGCACCCAUAUACCCAUUCUGUGACAAUCAACAGAGUGAACGCUUACCAAGUGUUUAUAGCAGUGAUACAGACCUUACAGAGCAUGGAGAUGCAAGUUUGAACUCUAACAUUGAACAUGAUGCUUCUGGAGAUUUUAGUAGUGAAAUACUUCCGCAGUUAUAUCUAAAGAAAAACGAAAAUGAUUGCUUGAACAGUAAGAAAAGAGUAUUUAUCCCUCUCUCAAGUGAGACUGAAUCACUAGGUUUAAAUUCAAUAAAUGAUUUAAAGACAGAGCAUGAUAUAUUUUGUUUGAAUAAUGACGCCGACGCGAAAAAACAGAACAAAAAAGAAGAAAUCAAUUCUACUAAGGCAGAUGCAGAAACCGAUUCAGAUGUAGCCUAUAGUAACUUUUUUCGCGAUCUUGGCAAUUGCUCUACAUAUUCUUUGAUGAAUUCAUUUGAUAUGGGAAAAAUUACCAAACACUUUGAAGCAUUGAGUUCAAAUUCAAUCAAUGAAUUAAAAGAGUCAGUUGAAUUACACGAAUUACUUGAAAAUUGCAACGUCGAAGAUCGAAUAUCGCUGGUAUGUGAUUAUUUUAAAAAGAAAUUGUCGCCCUUAAAUGAAAAAGACCAAGAAGAAAAUAGGAUUAAGACGGAUAUGUCUGAUAAAGAUAAAUCAGCUGCAAACGCAUGUCUAGGUGAUCACGAAAGAAGUGAAAUAAUGCAAAAAACUAACAGUAAAGAAAAGGAGGAUGCUACGAAAUCUGACGAACUUCCUUCAGGGUCAAAUUCUACAGAAGCAUUGAAAUUGGAUAACACUGAGCAGUCGUUAGGUGAGAAUAAUAUAAAAACUAUGAUUGACAACGAAGUGUUUCAUGAAUAUACCACCAAGAUAUUUGACUUAACUGGAAAAAGCGUGACUAAUUUUCCGCAUAAUAUUAGGCAGAUGUGUUUAAUACUUAACUCUGAAGCUGAUUUCAUGGAAGACGUCAUUGCAAAUCCAGCAGCAGAUGAGGAUAUAAAAAAUUUCUUUUAUGAAAAGUCGUUGGACCAUGUUCAAAACAUUAUGGCAAGCUUCUCUCGCAAGUGGGCUUCACAGUAAAGUUUUCUGACUGAUUCGAUAGAUCAGAGAUGUUUGAAGACUUUAUUUAAUAUAAGCAUGGAAUUUGUAUAGCCAUAUCUUUGAAGUUAUUAAAAUAUUUUAUAAAGUCAUUUUUAAAACAA
Messenger RNA from Teleopsis dalmanni, 1624 nucleotides. RefSeq lists its product as uncharacterized. The transcript is spliced from 2 exons. Bases 129 to 1502 code for a protein of 457 amino acids. Lineage: Eukaryota; Metazoa; Arthropoda; Insecta; Diptera; Diopsidae. The record is from RefSeq and is a predicted model, not a curated record.